AUGUGUAUUAAAUGCCGCCCCGCCUUGUUGUUCACCAUAAUUACUUUAAGUUUUUUCGUUUUCUAUGUGAAUUCGGAUAUAAAUCUAACAAAUAAUAAAUUGAGCAGUUUAAAUAGUCAUCAUAAAUAUACUGAUAAUUCCUACAAUGCCAAGGACAACAACAACGCAAGCAAUGAUAACAACAACGAUAGCAGCAGCAGCAACAUUGGUGCCGAUAAUAACGACAGUCCCAGCACAGCACCAGAACCUACCCAGAAAUCUCCACCACCUCCGCAUAUUAUUUUUAUUUUAGCUGAUGAUUUGGGUUUUAAUGAUCUCAGCUUUCGCGGCUCAUCACAAAUUCCAACGCCAAACAUUGAUGCUUUAGCAUUUUCAGGCAUAAUAUUAAAUAGAUAUUAUGUAAAUCCCAUAUGUACUCCUUCAAGAUCAGCGCUAAUGACGGGAAAAUAUCCAAUACAUACGGGCAUGCAGCACACCGUACUGUAUGGAGCUGAACCCAGAGGACUGCCAUUAAAUGAAAAAAUAAUGCCUCAAUAUUUCAAUGAUCUCGGCUACUCCUCCCACAUUGCGGGUAAAUGGCAUUUGGGUCAUUAUAAACGUGUCUAUACUCCCCUGUUUCGAGGUUUUUGCACACAUGUGGGCUAUUGGACGGGUCAUCAUGAUUAUUUCGAUCACACCGCCGAGGAAUCUCAGCAAUGGGGUUUGGAUUUAAGAGAUGGUUUGGAGGUAGGCUAUGAUUUGCAUGGCAAGUACACUACCGACUUGGUUACAGAGGAAUCUGUGAGAGUUAUAGCAAAUCAUAAUGCUUCGAGUCCUUUGUUUCUUUAUGUUUCACAUGCUGCUGUACAUUCGGGCAAUCCGUAUAAUCCAUUGCCGGCACCAGAUGAAGCGGUGGCCAAAAUGCAGCAUAUUACGAAUUAUAAUAGGCGAAAGUAUGCGGCCAUGGUUACAAAACUAGAUGAAUCAGUGGGACGCAUCGUGCAAGAAUUGCAAAAGCAACAAAUGCUUAAUGAUUCAAUUAUAAUCUUUAGUACGGAUAAUGGUGGACCAGCAGAGGGUUUUAAUUUGAAUCAUGCUUCUAAUUGGCCUUUAAGGGGAGUUAAGAAUACUUUGUGGGAGGGUGGCAUUAGAGGUGCUGGUUUAAUAUGGUCGCCACGUUUAAAUAAGACCCGCAGAGUGGCUGAUCAAACCAUGCAUAUAGCAGAUUGGAUACCUACGUUAUUGACGGCCAUUAAAGGAGAGUCAGCUGUUGACAAUAUUUCCCAGCAUUUGGAUGGCCUUAGCAUAUGGCAGGCUUUGUCUAAUGAUGAAAUAUCCCCACGCAGAUCUACUUUACAUAAUAUAGAUGAUAUCUGGGGCAGUUCUGCCUUAACAAGAGGCGAUUGGAAAUUGGUUAAGGGCACCAACUACAAAGGAGCCUGGGAUGGUUGGUAUGGUCCGGCUGGUGAUCGUGAUGCCCGCUCUUAUGAUUAUAAGGCGGUACGUAACUGUUUAGCUGGUCGUGCUUUGGCCACUCUUAACAUGUUACCCACCACAGCCGACAUAACACGCAUGCGCACCGAUUCAAAUGUUGAUUGUUCGAUGCGCAUGGCUUAUCUGAAGCAGGGAAAUGUAUGUAAACCUUUGAUGGAACCAUGCCUGUUUAAUGUUAAAGAUGAUCCGUGUGAGAAAUAUAAUUUGGCGAACAAAUAUCCGAAUAUAUUAAAUGCCUUGUUAGAGGAAUUAGGCUAUUACAAUUCAACAGUUGUGCCACCCUCAAAUCUGCCUUUAGAUCCAAGAGCCAAUCCCAGUAGAUGGAAUUACACCUGGACUAAUUUUGGAGAUUAUGAAGAAUAUCGAAAAUCCUAUAUGGUUAUAGGAGACUUUUGAAUUCCUAAGUUAAUUAUUAAAUAAAAUUACAAAUAAACAUCUAUUUUAUAUAAGAAA
Molecule: messenger RNA, 1926 nt
Organism: Calliphora vicina (urban bluebottle blowfly)
Lineage: Eukaryota; Metazoa; Arthropoda; Insecta; Diptera; Calliphoridae
Product: arylsulfatase B
Exons: 8
Coding region: 1-1869 (622 amino acids)
Source: RefSeq, a predicted model, not a curated record